Messenger RNA from Alternaria arbusti, 225 nucleotides. RefSeq lists its product as uncharacterized. The coding region runs from base 1 to 225 and encodes 74 amino acids. The transcript has 2 exons. The record is from RefSeq and is a predicted model, not a curated record. Lineage: Eukaryota; Fungi; Ascomycota; Dothideomycetes; Pleosporales; Pleosporaceae.
AUGUGCUCAUACACAUACUCGUGGUAUUACUGUAACCACGACUACUACAUCUGGGCCAACAGCAUCGAAGUCUGCUCCUCGCGCCUCCUCUCGGGCUACUCCUACGACGCCUGGUCCAUCGAUAUGUGCUCCAAGAUGAAGAUCGAAUGCGGCGGCUUCUCGAAUUACUACUGCACUGAUUGUUCGGAAGAUGUGGCGUUGGAGUUUGAGUUGGAUGAACUGUAG